This is a messenger RNA of Anopheles cruzii, 14043 nucleotides long. RefSeq names its product E3 ubiquitin-protein ligase highwire (gene hiw). The record is from RefSeq and is a predicted model, not a curated record. NCBI's taxonomy places the organism in Eukaryota, Metazoa, Arthropoda, Insecta, Diptera, Culicidae. Gene Ontology annotation, cellular component: nucleus. Bases 1 to 14043 code for a protein of 4680 amino acids. The transcript is spliced from 22 exons.
AUGGAGCUGUACGAUUCGGCACGGUAUGGGUCGGUUUUCGGUAACAUUUUCCUCUCGACCGAGGCGUCCGAUCCGGGUGAUGGCGGCCCAGGACCAGCGGGACCGAAAAAGGACUCGAAAGCAGCACUGCUCCUGGAACCGACGCUCGACCGGUACGAGGUAGCGGCGAAUGCUUCGCGUUUUGCCGUUUAUCAUGCGGUCCGGUCGAUUGUGCUGGAACGGGAAACGACAACCCGCAGAACGGUCGCUUCCAUGAGGAUAAUCGAUACGGCACUGGAUGAACCGAAAUCGAUUGGCAGCAGCAGCGCCCAGGCGGGUGCGGGUUCUCGCGUACCGCAGAUUGUGCUCGCCGGGCUGGACAGUUUGUAUGGAAUAAUCGCCGAAACGCGCCACAGUCAGCCACGGAUUGCUACGAAGGCGCUACGGUCGCUGUACGACAUAUUGCAGGGUCAAGUUCCGGAAGGAAUGCGCCACGAACCGGACGCCGUGUUUGGUCCGCUCUUCGAUCUACUGCUAGAGCUGGCCACCACUACCAGCCCGUCGUCGACCGCACCCGGGGCCUGGUCAUCGCUGGCCUGCUCUACGCUCCUAUCGCUGGCCAUUGCCAAAGGCGAUACGGGCCGUAUUGUGCGUGCCGUGGCUGCGAUUCUCAUGAGUUCGGCCCACGGGUCAGCUACGGGUGGUUCGUUCAAUGCCGGCGGAACCGGUACGCCCGCCAGUGGCUGCGUACAGAUGCCCCAGAGUGUCGCGAAGCUUCAGCGUACGGUAUUUUCCAUGGCAACGGGGAGGGCUACGAUUGCGGACUACUUUCGCUGUGGCAUUCCGCGUGGCUGUUUGAUUGGAGAGUUCCGGCUACCGCUGGAGUCAUCCACCGUUUAUUCGGUGGCGUCGGAUGGAAAGUUUCUGUAUCUGGUCACCGCGAAGGGUGUGCUUAAGAUCGGUUCCGGCUUCAGUGGCACGCAGGAGGGCUUAAUUUAUGGCGCCGUCACGAUAGCGAUGGCCAAAAAUGAGCUUCCCGGUUGGAUCGGUUACGCCGGGGGCAAGCUGUAUUAUGGGCGCAUCAGCAAGGGAAACGUGAACAACGGAUGGACAUUCCAGCUGUACGAUCCGACCACCCUGACGGCCCUUGGUACGGUUCAAACGGCACCAAUUCCGAUGCUACAGCGACGGUUCGGGCAACUGUUCUCCGAUGGAGACGCCAUCUGUUGGCUCGGUGCCGUAUCCGAUUCCUUACGCGACGGACCAGAGGUCGAGGAUCAAGAGGAGGACAUUCUGGUCGUGAAGCAACUGUAUCCUCCCGCACCGAGCGCCCAGCCCGGUUCCAUUCCGGGUGCAUCGGAUGUUCGCCCGGAGUUGCGUCUAAAGUUGGCCAAAAAUCGUUAUCAUACGUACGGUUGGGCCGCGUUCGAGGAGGAGUUGGGUGAAAACAGUGCCACCGCAGUCGGUGCAGGGGUGCCGGGUGCCGGUCCCCACUCGACAACCGUCGUUUCGCCGCCCAUCCUCGAUGGCGGUAACCCGCAGCAGGGUGGCUCCAUCCAGUCGAUCUCCUGUGGCAAAGAAUUCGGCCUGGUGCUGGUCGAAGAUGGAUCGGUCAGUGGUGGGAAAGUGUUCUACUGGGGACGAAGCACCGCGCUGGGGCUGAAACUGUCCGUCAACAUGGCCGGUGCAUCGGGCUGUGUGAUGGGUGCACCCAAAGCGACCGUUACGAUGAAGCUAACCGAGCUGACGGCACUCCCGAAGGGCAUUAGCUACUUCCGGCAGGUGGCCGUCGGUCACGAAGCGAACCACGGUCUGCUGCUGACCAACGAUGGAACGGUGUACUUCACCGGAACGGCCAAACGGGGCGAAGAUGGCGAACUGGCCAAAACCAAUCGCCGGCAACCGAAAGCGAUCAAACCGAAGCGUCUCAACAAACUGGAUGGUCACUCGGUUACAUUCGUUGCCUGUAACAAUGGAACGUCAGCGUUUGUCACGAAAGAGGGCAAACUGAUCAUGUACGGCAAGGACGCUAACUACUGUGAACCGAACGGUGUCGUCGGCGGACUGGCAGAUGUCGUCAUCAGGAAGGUGGCCCUCGGAAAGGCACACUGCGUUGCGGUGGACGCCCUUGGGCAGCUGUAUACCUUUGGCCUCAACAACAAGGGCCAGUGUGGGCGCAAGUUCCAACGGGAACGGAAUGCCGAUGAAACAGUAACGGCGAAUAACCCGUCGGUCAUCACCAAUGGGCAACCCUCCAGUGUGCCGCCGUCUACCGGUUCCACGUGCAACGCAUGCCAUGCCGUUACUAUGGCACCCAGCACUUUGGAGCCUCCGGCAACGGCAACACCGGCGGCGACGGCGGCCACAAAAUGUGGCUGCGGUUGUGGAUGCUGCUGUCACUGUGGUGGCAACGGAUCCGACCGGAACGCCCCGAACACCGUGGCCCCGCUCUCGUCCAACGAUGCCGAUACCCCACGCAUCGUUCCCGUUCCGCCGCAGCGCGUUGAUCUACCGCACAGCGGACCGGACUCGAGGCGAGCACCGAUCGUAACGCAAAUAGCUUGCGGCCAGCACCAUUCCCUGGUGCUCACAUCCAGCGGGGAAGUGUUUAGCUUCGGGAGCAACCAGUACGGUCAGCUGGGGACGGGUGAUCUGCAGGCACCGGCCGGUGGACGACCGCAUCUGAUACGCUUCCCAUCGGGAACCGGUACGGCCGUGUCGGUUGCGGCCGGUAGUAACCACUCGGUGGUGUUGAGCAGUCGUGGUGCGGUGUUCACGUUCGGGAACUACCACAAGGGUCAGCUGGGCCGGGAGGCCCCUGACGCCGGCCUGGUCGGUGGCACCGACAGCAGCAGUAACUUCUUCUGGCACUGUGCUCCUGCGGUGAUCGAUUCGUUUGGGCCCGGAACGGGUCGGCGGGCCUCGUGGAUUGCGGCCAGCGGUGACCAGACGUACAUCAAGGUGGAGGAAUCGCUCAUCAAUGGGGCAGCGCUGGCCAAGUACAGUGUCACUGCGGAUCGUUCGACCAUUUUGCUUAUACCUAGCAAUCAGCCGCAUCUGGCCGGAUCGAUAACGAUCGAUCGUCGUACGGGGCAUUGCCGUGCGCACCGUACGAAUCAGUUCGAUGCACGGCUCGAGCUAAACGGCGGACCACAACCGGUGCUGAAAGAGAUGUAUCGCCGUGCCCGGUGGCACUUUUCCUUCACCCUUGACCCACUGUUCAAUGUGCUCUGGGGCUACGAUGCCAUCCGGAAGCGGAUGCUGAUCUUCAAUCCGAUCGCUGCCGAGCUGUACCGGGCGGAUCGGAACGAGGCGGGUGGGUCGGCACGAUUCGGACUCGGAUCGGCUACGGAGCCACUGACGGUGUUGAGUCCGGAAAUUGCACUUCCUCAACGUUGGCAGGGCUGUGAGGUUCCUCGCUUUCAGCUGGCCCUAAAUUUGCUCGCCUGUUUGGAUGUACUGACGGAAGCGACGGAGCGUCUGGGGGCCAGUGGUCAGUGGCCACCGUUCGAACCGGGUACCGGGCUCGAUGGUGGCCCGUCAGCAGCAGCGGGUUCGAACGCUUCACCGCUCGAUGGGAAUGUUAACGUAAAUGCUUCCGAGUGGUUCACGGGAACUCGUGGUGUAUUCUGCGGCAGUAGCAGUGGCCGUCAGGUGAAACUUUGCGAUGUACCCGGUGACGAUGAGCCACAGGAGGAGGAGCUUCCGGAGCAGUCGAACCAACGCUCGGCACUGCUAACGCCAACGUUCGGGUCCAUCGAUGAGGAACCGUCGGCCAUCGCGCCAUCGAACCGUUGGAACUUGCCGCCCUCCGAGGGAGUGCACGCUGGUGAGGGAAGGUUCCCCUUUCGUUCCGGACGCUCGAAAACACCGGCCAGUGGAGCACUGAACGCGGGCGUCCAGUACCGACGUAAGAAAUCGUCGCUCGGAUCGGGAGGAUCAAGUGCCACCGGGAGUACUGCUGGUGGCGGCGCUGCGGGGAUGUUCCAAAGCAGUUCCAAUGUGGACGAGAGUGUCGUUUCGCUUUGCCCCAUAUCGCGCCGCUUCGCGACGGGCAUCAACCGGGAGACGCUCGAGUCACUCACGGAACUGCUGGGCUGGGCGUGGAACGCGUUUCGCAACUUGUCCGGCGAUCAGAAGAAAGGCUCCAGAAACUCCGGGUCCGCCGCCAAUCCGGGGUUGUCGGCGAACGGCCUGUUUGGUGAAGCGAAGCUUAUCGUUCGGCUUUCGUUCGUCUGUCGGGCGUGUUUGCGCUUGUUGCGCCGCUACCUGAACGCUAUCUACCAUCCGACGGGAUCGCGGGGCACCGGGACCGAUGAGCUGGACGGUGGCUGCAGUGACGGUCACUCGGUCGAUGAUCCGCUCGGUCGAUCGAGCGAUCUGGCGGCGGCACCAUCGUUCGGUUCACAGCAGCACCACGCCACCAGCUACUCUCCGAUGUCCUCCUCGGCAUUCCAGUUGCCGACGGCGGCCACCACCAACCAUCAGUCGCUGGCCGUGGCCGUCAUCGAGAUUCGCACGCUGCUGAUCGACAUUUUGGCCGACCGAGGAGCGACCGCUGCACCGCUCGUUGAUCGCUCGAUGCGCCGGCGCAUUGGGCGGGCCAAGCGUGAAGUGUUGGCCGAGUGUCACCGUACGUUUGUGCGAUGUUUCGACAUUUUCUACCCGACGCCACCGCUCAAGUGGGAAAUCCUGUGCCGGCGGUUCAGCAGCAGUGGCGGUGGCUCCCCCGGCGGUCGUCUACUGCUCAGUGCCAUCCUGGCGGGUCUUUGCCAACCGUCGGUUAAUUUGCGCGUUACAUUUUCGAUCCUUUCCGCCACACCGUCGUCGUCGUCGGUGUCCUCGUCGAGACCCGCUUCCGGGUCGUCCGGGGCAAUGCUAGCGAUCGCUCGCAAUCGUGACCUGUUGGCCAGCUUGAUCGAACAGAUGACGAGCGGUGGGACGACAGCGGGAUCGGUUGAAGGAUCGGUUGGUCCGGCUCAACCGCAUCUCCCCGAUUGGCACUUCCGUGAUGUGCUCGAACUGCUGCUGGAACUGGUGUCGGAUCCGGUGCGACGUAAGUUGGACCGCAUCGGGCGGCAUCGGCGGCGCGCGUGUGACAGUGACGCCGAUGAGGAUGAUAGCGAGCAGGAUGAGGACGAGCAACAGCUGCAGCAACAGGACGACGAUGACGAGCAGAGCCAGGAGCGGCUGCUGAUCCGGAACGGGUGCCGUUUGUUGGCCAAACUUUUGUCGGAAAUAAUCCACCACGGAUGCGACCCGAUCGAGCAACAACAACGGGGGGCCGGUAGCGAUCGUGGUGGCGAUCACCACCGUGGGGGAGAUCGAGAAGAGGAAACGACCCAAACGGCGGCGGCCAGUGAUCUGAUGGUUCCGCCCGGGUUGCUGGCAGGUAGCAAUCGGCUAUACAGCACCGGCAGCCGCUUCGGGAAGAUCGAUCUGGGCAAAACGUGGAACACGGGCAACUUUGGACCGGAUGCGAUCGCGUUUACGGUCGAUCGGGGUGGUAUUUCGAUCGCUGGCGCCUGUGUUUACUCUGGGUCCGGUAGCUACGAGUAUCAGUUGGAGCUACUGUACGACAGCCAUCACUCGACGCAUGCCCACUCGUACUCGCACUCGCAUCGCUGGGAGGUGCUGGAAUCGAUCGUUGGAUCGUACGAUCAGACCGCUGUCCGGCAGCAUGUGGCCGAGUUGCGGUUCAAUCGGGCGGUGCUGCUCAAGGAGAACCAUCGCUAUGCGCUGCGCCUCUGCAGUCAGGGAGCCCGUACGCUGUCCGGUGACUGUGGCCAAUCGUCACUGCGUGGUCCGUGCGGAACGGUUACAUUCCGGUUCUAUCCGUGCGAUCUAAGUUUCAAUGGGACAACUCCGGCCAGGGGUCAGAUACCGGCCAUCCUUUACUACAGCACACCCGGUGGCGCUGCUGGUCCGGGAAGCUUUCAGCUUGGCGGGGCCGCGGCUCCGGUUGCCGGUGGAGGACGUGCCGGUGAGUUGGGUAACGGUCGAACUCAGGCCCGUGAUCUGGCACUCGAAGUGGCCCGUGCCAUCGUUGGCCGGUGUCGGGAGCUUUUGACGGUGGCCCACGAGCUCGCCCUUUGGACGUCGGCUUCGGGCGGUGGUCUACGAGCUCCGUCAUCGACGGAGACGUCCUCGACACCGUCCUCAUCUGCCUCGUCCGGUGUCGUUGGGAUAGUUGGAGGAGGUGUCCUCGGUGGACCCGCCGCUGCCACCGCCGCCGGUGGAGGCGUAGCGAUCGAUUCCGAGCACAACAUAACACCGAUCGAGGAACAUCUGGAUGUGGGAAGCCUUUCGACGACCACCGGGCUGGUGAGUGUGAUCGCGUCGAAUGCGGCCAGCACGACGAUCGAACGUACCCGUCGUACGAUCGGGAAGGUGCUACCGAAGGGGCUGCUUGAAACGCUGCGUGGAGCGAGUGGCACUGGGCCGAGCGCCGCACCGUACGAUCCGUACGAGAUCGACAGUGCCUCGGAAGCGACUCCGGCCGCCGGUCCCGUUCCGAUUGGUGGUCCCGGUGGUGGAAUGCUGGCGAAUGGCAACGAAAUGGAACUUCCCGCUGGCGGCGGUGCAGGAGGUGUGGUGAUGGCCACCCCGAUACGGAAGCGCACCGUUUGGGAUCUGUUCCGAUCGCGGACGACCCGCUGUCCGUCGGUGGUCAACUGCCUGUUCCGCUAUUUGCUUCCCCUCACGUUGGCCCAACUUGAGCGCUGCAUCCGCAUGGAUCUGAAGGUGGCCGUGGAGGUGCUCUCGAUGGUACAGGAAAUCUUGCCACCCAUUACGGCCCUCAACGAGUUGCGCCGUCAGCAGCAGCCCUCUUCGGGCCACCCUGCGGCCUUGAAGACCGUGUCCAGUAUCGGUGCGACGACGAUCACAUCGUCCGCCACCAGCACCAACACCACCAGCCAGCACUACUGCAUCCUGGAGAGCGAUCACCCGUACCGAACGGCCGGGAUCACCGCGUAUCGGGUCCGGUUCCCGUCCAGUGUGCGCUGGAUGUGUCUGUCGUUCGACGCACAGUGCGGCACCGUGCAGGAAGAGGAUCGCGUUAAGGUGAAGAUUCCGAACCGCGGGGGACCGGAGCGUGACAAAGAUGGAUCACCGUCCUGCGCCGUGGACGAUUGGGUGACGGUUCGGAUGUACAACACACCGUCCCGCUGGUCUUACGGUGGGCCUGGUCGGUCGAUGGUUCUGCCGGGGCGUGAGGUGGAAAUAUCACUGGAAUCAUGUUCGACGUACGUCGCGGAACCGAAGCACCCGGCGUACGGGUUCCGGUGUCUGGUGAUUGGCUACGAAAACCCGGUGAUGAUGCACCCUGAUCACCAGCACCCGGUCACGGCCGGUGGCACUCUGAUCGCGUUGGAGCAAGAGCUGGCUCACCUGGGCGGACGGUGCAGUCGGAAUUUGCUGCGCAAGGAGCUCCGCUUCGACGAUGAUCCCGACGAUCGGCUGACGGAACCGGAAGUGGCCACCCUGGAGCGUUACGGGGGCUCCCUGCUGGCCAAGGGACUGAUGGUGCCGGACGCGAUGCUCACCAUCCGGAACGCGCUCGAUUGCCAUCUGCCAGUGCUUGAGAAAAAUUACGAGAAACAGUUCCUGCGGGACUUUAUCUACGUGGCCGCCGGCUCACCGGGAGCUCGGCUGGCCGCGUGGUUGCAGCCCGAGUCACGGUUGGAUCCGAGCCGGUGUGAAAUUAAAAUUAUCUCCCCCCAAAGUCCACCGUUGCGCGCCGGAUGGCCAUCACACUUUCGGCUCGAAACCCGGGACCAGUAUGGGGAGGAGAUCUUCGUCCCCGGCAUUAAGAUCGAAGUGAAGGCGUCGCUUCGGCGUGACACAUCCGUAAGCGCGCUGACACCGAAAGUGUCCCCGGGAACACCCACCACGGCCGCUCCGCCAACCAUUCCGUACGAACCGACGUAUAAGGAGAAGGAGAAAAGUUGUCUGCAGGCAAUCAGCGCGAUGCGCCCGUAUCAUGGCUAUUCGUUCGAGGAGCUGCGCCUGUACGCGGCCAACAUGAGCAGCACCAGCCCCUCGACGGCCGCCACCACCGAAAUACUGACGGCCAACGAUCUGGGUAAAAAUAAGUACGGCUUCGUGUGGACGCCGAUGGUGGCGGGUGCCUACGAGCUGACGCUGCAGAUCGACGGCACGCCGGUGGUGGUGGAGGAUGAGGAGGAAAUCUAUCGGCUCGAGGUGAUUGAUGCUGGUGGCGCUGCCGGUGCCGGCGUCGGUACGGGUGGCGGUGGAGCGGGAGGAAGCGGCGUUUCCGGUGUGACACCGAAAAUGCUGAGCGGCGAGAAGGGUGCCCCGGGCGGCGCUGGACAGGGCCUGAAGAAGGUGCAUCCGCCGACGAAGCUGCGGAAGUUCUUGGCCAAGAACUCGGCCGGCUUGCGCGUGCGGCUGCACCCGACGCUCCAGUCCGAGCAGAUUGGCGUGGUGCGACCGAACGGCAUCGUGGCCUAUGGCGAUGAGCUCGAGAACGAUGACGGAGUUUGGGUGCGCUUGACGGCGGAAUCGAUCCGCGAGCACUGUCCGGCUUCGUGGUUCCCGGUCGAGGCCUGGUGUCUGCAGUACAAUCAGCACCUCGGCAAAACGCUGCUGCACCCGAUCGUGGAUCCGUGCUCGACCAAGGCACUGCUGGAGCACACGGCGGCCAAGGAGGAACCGGCGGUGGCCGCCGGCGACGAUGCGGAAGACAUCGAAGCCGACGACUGCGAGGCCGAAGAGGAGGAGGACGGCGAGGAGAACGAGAACACCAUCAACUACGGUGACUUUCGGAAGGUGGCAUCGGCCGCCCUGUCGGAGGUGGUCGGUGGCGGGGCCAAGGCACUGCAAAAGUGGUUCCACCGCACCGGAACCGAUGGCACCGGGCCACUGCUAGACGAGCAACCUUCGUCGAAACCGGUUCUUCUACCGGCGACUCCCCUGAAUCAACCCCAAUCCGUGGCCCAACAGCAGCAGCAGCAGGAGCAGCAAUCUUCGCAGCACCUUCCCAAGCGGGCCCUCUCGCCGUCGGUGGCCGAAACGUUGCGGGCCGUGUUUGCGGCCUUCCUCUGGCACGAAGGGCUCGUCCACGAUGCGAUGGCCUGUGCGUCGUUUCUGAAGUUCCACCCGACCAUCUCGAAGACGGCCGGCAUAGGCGGGCCACUGGCGGGCGCCAAUGGGUCGCUGGGGAUCGGUGGAAGCCAACCGGCACCGGAACCGACGACCGCGUUGACCCGCGAGCAGAAGGUCCUGCAGCGCCACUCCGUCGAGCUGUCGAAUGCCACGCUGGACGCGCUGGAACGGAGCGGCAAUCGGUGCAUCAUCAAUCGACGUCAUCGCGGAGGUCCUUUCUCGUUCGUGGAGGCUGCCGGAGCCGGAGGAUCGUCGGGGGCCGGACCGGGUGCGGGAUCGGCCGCAGUUCCGCCGGUGGCGUUGCGUUGUCUGGUGCACCUUUGGGACCAGCUGGGUUCCAACUUUGUCCAGCUGGUCGAAACCAACUCGAACGAUAAGCGUAACGAUGAUGGCCAGGGUCCGAAAGAGUUUCCACCGACGACGGCGACGGGCCCGGGAUCAACGGGAGCCGGUGGAACUGCUGGUGCCCUGGUGGCCAGCAAGAGCGGAGUAACGCUGGCGGCGAGUGCGGCCACCGGGGCUGGUGGUGUAACGCAACCAUCGUCGACGGCGGCCCCAACUAACGGGGGAUCCGGGCCAGCCGACGGAAGUUACUGUGAGCUGUGUCGCACCGUGCUACACUCAAUUCCGGUGACGUACCACAUGAGGCUGGCCCAUCCCGGUUGCGGAAGGCCGGCUGGUGGCCAGGGCUAUAAUUCGAACGGUGUGUACUGCGAAGGAUGGGCCGGUGAUUGCGGAGACGGUGGUCAUGGCGUAUCGAGCUGGUAUCUGCUGUGCGAUGGAUGCCGGAAGCGGUACGAGGGGACCACACCGGUGCCACUGCCCGUGCCGGCCCUCGGAAUGGGCCCCGACCAUCGCCGUACGACGGAGCCACCCCGAUCGACGCUUCCUUCGGAGCUGUUUGCCAUGAUGAAGGAGAAUGCGUUCUUCCUGCUAGACCUGGCUCCCGUUGAGCAAUCCGCUUCCGGUGGUGGCAGUGCUGGUACUUCAAGUGCGGGUGCCGAAGGCUCCCUGACGGAGGUGACCGAUGCUUCGGAAUGGCCUACACCACCGGAGCGUCCUGCGUGCCUGGGAACGUUCAUCGACACGGCGGAUAUGGCCGGCCAGGCAACGACAACGGCGGCGGCACCGUCUUCUGCAGGGCGAUUUCCGGCCGACCACGGGUUCCCGCUCGGAAUGCCGGGCGGGAAGUUUCACCGGAGCGUUUCGAUGGGUCAGGGAGCCGUCGGUCCGUCGGUGGUCCUAAGACGCCGCCAGCGCCGGGACGAUGAGCGAUCGGAGGCGAAUCUCUUGAACCAUCCAUCGGAGAACCUCCGGCGGUUGGUUCCACUCGACGGAACGCCCUACCAUGGGCCGGUGACAGCGAGUGAUGGCACCGUCGGGCUCCUGGCACGUCCGGCGAUGGUUUUCAUCCUCGAGCGACACAAUCUGGAGCGGAUGCGCCGGCUGCUCAUCCGCCAACUGCGCCGUUCCCUGUGCCAUCGGUACAGCCUGCAGGCGUUCAAUUGGCUGCUCCGACAGCUGACGGAACCGAUCGGAUUGCACGACGUGAUGUGGUGGUUCGUCUCGGCCCUGACCGCCUCCGAUGCCGACACUAGCGAUCCCGGCCCCGGCCCCGACGUCGAGUCGGAACUUGGUGGUCUAGAGCAUCCGGCCAGCACGUGUGAGGGUCACCUGGGUCGUGGUAUCUCCCGGGCACUGCACGCGUACCUUUCGACCGUGUCGGAACUGACGCUUCACUUCCCGCUCGGUUCCCCGUUGCAACGGAUUGCGGUGCAGUGCUUCGGGUUGCGGUUCGUACCGUCCGACCAUCAGUUCCUGCACCGGGUCAACGUGUUUGGAAACAUUUCGCGCAUCCUGUCGAAAUCGGAAGAGGAAGAAGAGCGAGCACUCGAGGCGCAGUCGGUCGUCCGUCCGUCCGGACUGGCCGGUUACCCCGGUGAUGAUGGGGCCAUCGAUGUUACGCUCUUUCAGGACGUUACCGAUGCGUAUGAGCUGACCGUUUCGUCACGCCCGGCGCUGGCGCCUGCCCUGCUGGACAGCUCCACGGAAACGUUCUGGGAAAGCGACGAAGAGGAUCGUGGGAAGCCGAAAACGAUUGAACUGGUUCCCGGGGGGCGCGCCGGUGGUGGCGGUUCCGGGUGUCAUCUUACCCUGAUAGCGAUCCACGUGGACAACAGCCGGGACGUAGCGUGCAAAGUGACGUCCCUUCUACUGUACGGCGGAUCGCCAAGCCAUAGUCCGGCGGCCGGAGGCGAACUGUCGCUGUUGCGUACGAUCGAUAUCGAUCCGGCUGCCUGCGCUUGGCAAGCGAUUCCCGUGACGAGCGUUGGAGUCGCAGCGCCCUCCGCGGGACACUACCGACUGGAGGUGCGCGGUCCCGACGCAACGCUCCGCAUUAGGCAGGUGAAGCUGUACGGGACACGGACCGACAAUCUGACCACCUCCGAGGCACAGUCCCAUGCGCCGUCACCGAGCCCACGGCAGGUACAGUCGCGUCUCUGUGAGCAGGAAACGUUGCGUGUGUUUCGACUCCUGACGGGCCAAGUGUUCGGUAAGCUGCUCGAGGAAACUUCCACCCUGCUGGGGAGCAAUGGAACCACCACCAAUGGGGCCGGUGCUCCGGCAGGGAACGGAGGUGCAGCGGGUGAGGUCGCCGGUGGUCCGGAGCUUUCGCCUUUGCCUUCGCUCUCCGAAUCGAUUCACGAUCUGCGGGAACACGCGGUCGGGAUACUGUUCAGUCGGCGCAAACUGAGCCACCUCCAGAAGCAGAUCAUCGUCCACGUGGUGCAGGCGAUCGAGCGGGAAACGGUGAAGGCUCGCGAUGCCUGGGAAGCGGCCCUGAACGAGGACACCAGUGGUGGUGGGGUGACCACCACGAUCUACAACGACGCGUACUGCUUCGAAAUGCUCAGCAUGGUCCUUGCACUGUCCGGUAGUUCCGUCGGGCGUACGUAUCUCUCGCAGCAGCACCACCUGCUGAAGGACCUUCUGUCGCUGGCACACACCGGCAGUGAUCGUGUGCAGCGUCAGGUGAUGGCCCUCAUUCGGCGCAUUUUGCCGGAGCUGCCCUCCGAUACGCACCUAACGGAGACCGGUGCGAGUCCUAACCCAUCGAGCGAUUCCGAUUCCGAGGCCCUGCUGGACGUGUUGCUGGCCUUGAUCGCGAAAUCACUGCAAGUGCAGGUGAAGGUGAAGAACGGAGCCAACGGCCAGCAUCAGACGGUGCCUCAGAAUGUGCCCCCUGCUGCCGUAGCGGCCGCACCUGCCGUGGUGAGUUUGGCCAAUGUUACACCGUUCGCACCGUCACAGGCGGCAACGGGCAAUGGCAGCGGUAACCGGCACCAGCAGCGCUACCGUUGGUAUCUGCGUGGUUCGAUCGCGGCCAAACAGGCGGAGAGUAUUAUUGCACUCGUGCGCGAUAUGGCCAGCGGCAAGCUGUUGGAGCGGUGGGCAACCGUAAGCCGUGCGGCGGUGGCCAGCUGUUUGCUGAGUGUUACCCAGCUCGAUGAGGACUUUCGGCGGAGUGCCGAUGCCUGUAUUCGGACCGCCACGCUCUGGCUAGCCAUGGCGGCACUUUGUGUGAUCGACAAGGAGCAGAUCGGACGAUUGUCCACCAAUCAGUGGCACCGCCAGUCAGAAUCGAACCGGCCGCUUUGCAGCAACCACGACGAUGAUGUGACGUUUGCCGUCCUCAACUGUGCCCUCUGUGGAUCGCUGUGUGCCGAUUGCGAUCGAGUGCUGCACCUGAAUCGACGCACCAGGAACCAUCACCGUACGGUCUGCAAGGAGGAACAGGAUGCGAUCCGCGUGGAGCUACACGAAAGCUGCGGCCGGGCGAAACUGUACUGGCUGUGGGCGGUCGUGGAUUCGCGGACCCUCAAGGGGAUGCUCGAGUUUCGGGGCCACGAUCCGAGUGCCAGCUGUGCGCCGGUCCCCGUGACGGCUACCGGGGUUGGGGUUUGUCGGUUUUGUGGCACUACCGGAAGCAGCGGACUUUUGGCGCUCGGGAACAUCUGUCCCGAUGCGCAGUGCCAGGAGUAUGGGGCCGUUUCGUGUACGAAGGUCCACUCACGGUGUGGCCACGCGUGCGGUGGAAUCAUCAACGAGAUGCACUGUCUGCCCUGCCUGGUACCGAACUGUCAGUCGGAUGGCACGGUGGAGCCGGGUGUGCCGCGGUUAACGCAAGACGGUGAGGACAUGUGCAUGAUCUGCUUCACCGAAACGCUCGGCACGGCGCCGUCCCUGCAGCUGCGCUGUGGACACGUGUUCCACUAUCACUGCUGCAAGACGGUGCUAAUGCGUCGCUGGAAUGGACCGCGCAUUAGCUUCGGAUUUGCGCAGUGCCCCAUCUGUAAGGUCGACAUCGAGCACCCGUCGUUGGAACUGUUUCUGGCCCCGAUCGUUGCCCUGCGUCAGGACGUGAAGCGCAAAGCGUUGAUGAGAUUAGAGUACGAAGGAUUGGCGAAAGCGGUCACGGCCGACGGGACGGAUCCGACACGGUACGCCAUGGAGCGUUACGCGUACUACGUCUGCAGUCAGUGUGGAAAGGCCUAUUACGGCGGUGAAGCACGGUGCGAUGCGGAGCUGGGCGAGAACUUUAACCCGCAGGAGCUGGUGUGCGGCGGGUGCAGCGAUGUGUCGAAGGCCAAGAUGUGCCCCAAGCACGGGAUGGACUUUCUGGAGUACAAGUGCCGGUACUGCUGCUCGGUGGCCGUCUUUUUCUGCUUCGGCACGACCCAUUUCUGCGACACGUGUCACGAUGACUUCCAGCGGCUCACGAACCUGCCGAAGGGGAAGCUACCGCGCUGUCCGGCCGGACCGAAAGCGUCGCAGCUGGCGGGCGAAGAGUGUCCACUGCACGUCGUCCAUCCGCCGACGGGCGAAGAGUUUGCGCUCGGCUGUGGCAUCUGCCGCAAUGCGCAAACUUUCUAA